GUUAGACAGAUUUGAAUAAAAAUUUAAUUAAAAGUUACCAGACGCUAGUAAUUUACAUAAAAGCCUUUGCCAUGAUGACUCCGUACUUAUACACUCCUACUGUACGUACAGACGCUCUAUAAUGGUCCUCUGGCCGUCAGAGAGGGGAGCAUAGCACUAAAGAGAGUCGAGCCUGAUUCGAGCGAAAGUAGAACUAGGGUCAAGCAGAAUUCGAGCCUCAAAGUUUGGGAGGCCAAUGGUCGCCGCAGCUACGAGAGCUGAGUAGUGACGUGAACUACUGCGACGCGAAAAACAAACGGACGUAGCUCACUGCCUGUCACCGUACGUCGAAUACGACACUUCGCCUUUGUCUGCUACCCUCAUCGAGAUUCCAUCGUCGCCAUUCCAAGCAUGAUGUUGGGCCAAGAUCCUGUACCUGCUGCGAAUGAGUAUUAGUGUCCUACAUGGGCAUUACGACAUUCGGCGAGUUGGGUGUUGACCGAAAAUGAUGUCGCAAUUAAUGGCAUCAUUAGUGCUGUUCACCCACGCGAUGCCUUUGUCCAAGCCGACGGUUUCUGUGAAGUAUACUGCCAUUUUGAGAAGUAUAGUCUCGUACAACGAUUAUAUCGUGACUGAGAAGAUGUAAUGAAAUUGCACCUGAAUCGACAUCAUAUCAUAAUCAUAUAGCAUCUCAUAGAUAAUAACAAUGUCAUUGCCCAAUCACAAUUAUGAUUCUAGUAAUUGUCUCAAGCACCUUGAGCAAUUGGUCAUCCGAACUACUCAGUUAGAACAUUCUAUCCACUUAUCGGACUCAUUCAAUGGCUACAGCUGCGUUCCGAACAAUACUGUUGUACUCUUUGGCGAAAACAGACAAAGAAAUAGUACUUUACUACCUGACUUGUCUGACGGUUCCAAUGUUAUGGGUCAAGUCUCGGAGGUUAAUCCACUACCAAUAACAUCGACAGGAAUCAAUACUCAGUUUUCUGUUCAUAGCACCUCAUCUAUUUACUCAAUCCAACAUGUCACACAAAAUCAAAUACCACUACAGCCAUGGGAAAGAAAUAUUGACUUAAUAUCGUCUUCAUCGUAUAACAUGUAUGAUGCAAUAGAAAGAUCGGGGACCAAUAACUAUUGUGAUUCGAGUAAUUGCCUUGAUGAACUUGAGCAACUAGUCAAUCGGACUACUCAAUCGUCACAGCCAUCAGAAACGGGUCUAUGUUCAAUGUUUACCAAAAGCGAAAAUCGCCAAACUAAUAAAAAAAAUAAGACCUCCAGUCGGCAGACUGUUGCACGUGUAGGAAACAUUUUUAAUGAAGCCGAGAAUCAGGUACCGAAUCCCAUGUGGCCAUACGGCAAGCCUACACUAAAAAAACGGAUACCCUGUGAAUGUCCCAAUUGCAACGUCCAAGGUGGUAACAAAAUCUAUAGCAUCACCGGUAAGCUACAGCACAAAUGUCACAUUCCUGGAUGCGGAAGAACCUUCGAUUGGCCAUCAAUUUUACGAAUUCAUCUCAAAACGCACAGCCCAGCCAAGCCGUUCUUAUGCACUUGGCAUACGUGUAACAGCAAAUUCAAACGAAAAGGAGAACUGGUAAGGCACAUAAAUAGUCAUAUUCAAUUCAGGAAGUUCGUUUGCCCGCACUGCGACUCAAAAUUCACACGUAGUUGCCAUCUUACCAAACAUAUUAAUAAUACACACGGGAUCGAAAACAACGAAAUCUAACUCGGAAUAAGUAUUACAAAUAAUUUACUUGUAAAUUUAUUUGGUUGGUUAAGGAAUGGAUUUUUUUUAAUAAACAGUAUUAGAAUAAAUUUCUGUGUAAUACACUUAUAAGAUUAGAAUUAUUAUCGAAAUGAACAUUGUUUUAUAGUCGUAGUAUUUGACAUUGAUUAUAAACGUCAAUAUGACAAAUCAUAUGAUUGAUGAUUUUUAUGCCAAAUAUGGCGAGGUGUUAAAUUAAAUUUUAAUGUUUUCUAUUAGUAUCUACUUUUAUUAAUCGAAUAUAUUAUUAUUAUUUAACGUGGAUAUGUGUGUAUAUAAAAUUUAUUCUUAUUAAUGAACUAAGGUCA
Molecule: messenger RNA, 2049 nt
Organism: Phymastichus coffea
Lineage: Eukaryota; Metazoa; Arthropoda; Insecta; Hymenoptera; Eulophidae
Product: zinc finger protein 41-like
Exons: 4
Coding region: 686-1702 (338 amino acids)
Biological process (GO): regulation of transcription by RNA polymerase II
Molecular function (GO): RNA polymerase II cis-regulatory region sequence-specific DNA binding; DNA-binding transcription factor activity, RNA polymerase II-specific
Source: RefSeq, a predicted model, not a curated record